UUCAUUGUUAGACUGGAGUAAAUAAUUUCAUUUGCAGUUCAGUUUUUGCGAUUAUAGCAGAAAAUUCAGUGCAAAAUGACGAAAGAAAAACGUAAAGCCGAAGAUGAUGGUAAACAUGAUAAAGGAAUUACAGGAGUUGGCGGCAAUGACCCGGUCGGACCGAUCGUUCGGAAGGGAGCGUUGAUGUCAUUCCGCACCAAAAAGUUGAUAGAAAUUCCAACUAAAGAUGUCUUCGGCAGAUGCCGGUAUGUUUCGGCUUUCCAGAAAUGUAACCGAGUCGGUGAAGGAACUUACGGAAUCGUUUUUCGUGCUAGGGAUACGAAGUGUAAUGAGAUUGUAGCGCUCAAAAAGGUACGAAUCGACCAGGAAAUGUUCAAAGAUGGAUUCCCUGUGAGUGGAUUGCGCGAGAUUCAAAUUUUGAAAAAUUGUAAUCACGAAAAUGUGGUCAAACUUAAGGAAGUUGUUGUAGGCAACAGUUUGGAAAGCAUAUUUCUGGUAAUGGAAUUUUGCGAGCAGGAUUUGGCUUCUCUCUUGGAUAACAUGGAGACGCCUUUUUCCGAGUCUCAAGUCAAAUGCAUUGUCAUUCAGCUGCUGAAAGGACUCAAGUACCUCCAUGCAAACUACAUUAUCCAUAGAGAUUUAAAAGUUUCAAAUUUACUACUAACAGACAAAGGCUGUUUGAAGAUUGCAGACUUUGGUUUGGCUCGGUAUAUGAGCGAUUCAGAUAAACCAAUGACUCCUGGUUUGGUAACUCUUUGGUAUCGUCCUCCUGAGCUACUGUUUGGAUCGAAGGUACAAACAACUGCAGUAGACAUGUGGGCAACCGGAUGCAUUUUGGGAGAAUUACUUGCUCAUAAGCCUCUCAUGCCUGGACUAAGCGAAAUUUCUCAGAUUGAGCUCAUAAUUGAUUUGCUGGGAACUCCUUCGGAAACCAUUUGGCCCGACUUUUCAUCUCUACCAGCUGUUCAGAAUUUUACACUCAAAUCUCAGCCGUACAACAAUCUUAAACCGAAGUUUGCCUGGCUUUCUUCAGCUGGACUUCGGUUGCUCAAUUUUCUAUUCAUGUACGACCCGAAGAAGCGUGCUACAGCCGAAGAGUGUCUUCAAAGCAGUUACUUUAAGGAAGCCCCACUUCCGUGCGAUCCAAAGCUCAUGCCUACCUUUCCGCAUCAUCGGGAUUUGAAGAACAGUGCUAAAGAAACGACAGAAGUUCAACCAUCGUCAUCUGCCAAGACAACAUUCGACCAGGCCACAAUGCCAACCAUUUCGGAUCUAUUGGGUUCGUUGGUGAAGAAGCGAAGAGCAGAAUGAACAUGGUAGAUAAUUAUCCUGGGAUAAGGGCUUGCUUUAUUGUUUUGAUGGAAGCUCUUAGCAUCAGUAAGGAAGAGUCAGGGAAAAUGAAAAACUUUAUUCACUAUUUGUGUGCUUUAUUCUAAAUAAUAAAAACUAAACAC
Ochlerotatus camptorhynchus is the source of this 1454-nucleotide messenger RNA. It is a transcript of the gene Cdc10, whose product is annotated as cyclin-dependent kinase 10. Gene Ontology annotation, biological process: regulation of mitotic cell cycle; protein phosphorylation. The transcript is spliced from 4 exons. The coding region runs from base 76 to 1311 and encodes 411 amino acids. Gene Ontology annotation, cellular component: nucleus. NCBI's taxonomy places the organism in Eukaryota, Metazoa, Arthropoda, Insecta, Diptera, Culicidae. Gene Ontology annotation, molecular function: cyclin-dependent protein serine/threonine kinase activity; ATP binding. The record is from RefSeq and is a predicted model, not a curated record.